Messenger RNA from Asparagus officinalis (garden asparagus), 843 nucleotides. RefSeq names its product anthocyanin 5-aromatic acyltransferase-like. The transcript is spliced from 4 exons. The record is from RefSeq and is a predicted model, not a curated record. NCBI's taxonomy places the organism in Eukaryota, Viridiplantae, Streptophyta, Magnoliopsida, Asparagales, Asparagaceae. The coding region runs from base 1 to 843 and encodes 280 amino acids.
AUGGUAUGCACGAGACCCGACAUUGCCCAUGCAGUGAGAGCUGUGAGCAGAUUUAUAAGAGGCAAGUUAGUCCUGCAGGGUUUUGUUGAUGCAGACUAUGCUGGUGAGAUAGACCAGAGAAGGAGCACUACAGGAUAUGUAUUCACUUUGGGCUCUACAGCUAUUAGUUGGGUUUCUCAGUUGCAGAAAAUCGUUGCUUUAUCAACGACAGAGGCUGAAUAUGUUGCGGUGACAGAGUUGGCCUCAACACUUGAUGAUACGGAGGCCGUCGCCGCAGAGAGAGCUGAAAGAGGGGGGUUGUGUAUCCCCAACACAACUUUCAUAGCCAUUUCGGCCCAUGCUUGGAUCUCCAUUGCCCGAACUAGAUCCUUUGACCCGAACACGGAGCUAACCUUCGUAUUCCUCAUGGACUGCCGAGCUCGACUCAACCCGCCUGUUUCAGACGACUAUCUUGGCAACUGUGUCCUUGCAGUAAUGGCCAAGUGCAUGGCCGGCGAACUGACAGGAGAACAAGGGCUAGUGAAGGCUUGCACAUCAAUUCGUAAGUCGAUUGACCAAGUUUCAAAAGAUCCGUUGAGUGGCUAUGAGGACCAGAUUGCUGAUUUUAAAUCAUUGCCGAUCGAGAGCCAUGUCAAUGCAACUGCGUCGCCAAGGUUUAGGGUUUAUGAGGCUGAUUUUGGGUGGGGUGCACCGGACAGGUUCGAGUCGGUGUCGAUGAAUCUCAAUGGGGAGUUUGCUUUGGUUGGCGGGAGAGAAGAGGGGACGGUUCAAGUGUCAGUUCAACUUGAUGAGGGUCGUAUGGAGAAAUUUGCCCACUUGUUUUUGGGUGGAUUUAGCAGGUAA